Molecule: messenger RNA, 1047 nt
Organism: Trichomonas vaginalis G3
Lineage: Eukaryota; Parabasalia; Trichomonadida; Trichomonadidae
Exons: 1
Coding region: 1-1047 (348 amino acids)
Source: RefSeq, a predicted model, not a curated record
AUGACUUCGAUAGCAAUUUGGGACUGCACAACAUGUCCAGCAGCAAAUAUCGACUUCUUGCAACAGAUAACAAAGAAUACCAAAACAAAUAAAAUGAAAAUAUUUGCUUUUUCUGAAAAUUCAGAAAAUGUUCCAAUGCAACUCUUCGAAAUGCAAAAUAUUUUAGAUGUUAUAAUCAGAUUUGGAGAAAUGGCAUUGUUUGAUAUCGUUUCAGAUGUUAUCACAAGUAUUCGCUCUAUUAAAGAAGUAAAAUGCAUUUAUCUUGCAACAAAUAAUAUUCAAUAUUGGAUUACCCCGAUUGAAACCAUAAAACCAUCCGAAGUUCAAGCAUUUACCGCAUUAUCACAACAAGAAUUCAACGAAAUUAUUUCAUUCUCAUUUCUCGAUCUCAAGAAAUACAAAUACAAUCGGUGGUCAGGCGAAAAACAAAUAGUUAAUCCUAUUAAACCACAGAAACUAAAUCAGCCACAGCAAAUUCCAGAGGAAGAAGAAGAAUUUGUUGAUGACAUGCAAUUACAAGAAAAAGAAGCAGAAUCUGAUCACUUUUCUCAAAAUGAAGAGGAAGAGACCGUAUUGGACUCCAAUAUCAUUGAAGAAGAGGAAGAUAUGGAAAAUGAAAUUAAUGAUUCUAAAAAUUCUUUCAAUUCCUCAGGAGACAUCAAACCUCUUGUCUCAAUAGAGAACGAACAAAUCAUUGAUCUAAGAUCUCCUGCACCUGCAGAACGCUCAACCGAUUUAAUAUCUAGAUCUUCUCCAUUACAUUCUAUAUCGCAAACACCUCGCAGAGAUGGUGACACAUUCACAAUUCCACAUGAAUUCCAAGCUCUUGUUGAAUCGAUGAAGGCAGUUGGAAAGGCUAUGAUUCCAAUGAACGCAUUGAUUGAAGAAUACAAGAAGACAUGUAGCCAAUUAGGCACUGGCGACCAAAACCUCUUAAAUGUAAUUCAAAAAGCGUCUGAUCAAGGUUUUGUUAUCUUUGACAGCACAAUCAAUUACAUUAGAUUCAGAGACCGUAAGAUAUCAUUUUCUAAGAUAAACUAUGAGUAA